AUGAGCUAUGAAGAUUUUAUCUACAACUUUCAUGAAAUACAACUUUGUCAUCUUCAGCCAGAUGCACUCAUUUCAGAACUUGCAGACAAUGAUAGAAAACAAAUGUGGAAUGUAACAGUCUACCAUGAUGCUUGGAUUCGAGGGGUCACGGCUGGUGGUUGUGGGAAUUCCCCUAAUGAAAAUUUAUACUGGAAGAAUCCCCAGUUUUAUGUCACUCUGGACACACCAGAUAUAACCUUGGGUCAUGGUGACGACUGCACGCUGAUUGUUUCACUGAUGGAAAAAGAAAAGGAUAACCAAUCUCGGAUUGCUGUUGGCUUUGAUGUCUACAAGCUAAAGAGUCCUGAACUCCGACCCUUGGAUAACUCAAGGGCACCAAGAAAUGCCUUACUGCUGACGCGUCGUUCAGGGUCAUAUGUGUUUUAUAGAGAGGUCACCAAGCGGUUUGAGCUGAAACCUGGGACAUACGUAAUCAUUCCAAGUACUUUCAACCCACAUGAAGAAGCCGAGUUUAUGCUGAGGUUGUUCACGGAAAAACGAGCUGACAGUGGGGUCCUUGAUGAGAAAGUCGAAUUAGCACCUAGAAUGUCGUCUACUAAUGAUGUGGUAUCCAAGGCGUUUGAUAGACACGCAGGAACAGACAAGAGAUUAGAUGCUUAUGAACUCAGCACAUUCCUGGAGGAUAUCUCCUCUAGUGAGUUAGGUGAACCCCUGAAGUUUCCAACAGAAUCUUGCCGUAGCCUCGUGACAUUGUUGGAUGAAGACAAGUCUGGUUUCUUAAGUUUGAAUGAAGUGAAACGAGCAUGGAAAGAAAUUAAAGCAUAUAGAGAUGUUUUUAAACAGUUUGAUGUUGAUGGGUCCAAUUCUGUGGAUACUUAUGAGCUUGGGACAAUGUUUUCUAAAUUAGGAUUACCAAUAAAUAGAAAUGUCUUAACAUCCAUUGUGAGGCGAUACGGUGGCAGAGACAACCAGAUCAGUCUUCCAGAUUUUGUCAUGGUCAUCUGCAAAUUAACAUCCUUAUUUUCAUCUUUCCAUGAGCAGCAGAAAAGAAGGGGAGGUGUGGAUACUGCUGAGUUCUCCAGAAAUGAGUUUCUGGAAGUAGCGAUGUUCACCUGA
Molecule: messenger RNA, 1116 nt
Organism: Candidula unifasciata
Lineage: Eukaryota; Metazoa; Mollusca; Gastropoda; Stylommatophora; Geomitridae
Source: the annotation of a GenBank genome assembly